Molecule: messenger RNA, 2758 nt
Organism: Papaver somniferum (opium poppy)
Lineage: Eukaryota; Viridiplantae; Streptophyta; Magnoliopsida; Ranunculales; Papaveraceae
Product: probable galactinol--sucrose galactosyltransferase 1
Exons: 13
Coding region: 146-2410 (754 amino acids)
Source: RefSeq, a predicted model, not a curated record
UGCAUUCAUAUGGUUCAUUACCAUUACAUUUGGUUGGGCUUUUAAUUUUCUGGGUAUUUCCCAUAUAUUUAAAUUUCUAAGUUUUUCAAUAUUUUUGUUCCAGUAAAAACAUUCUUUUUUGGGUUUCAUUUUUAAGAAAUUAAAGAUGACUGUUGGGGCUGGAAUUUCAGUUUCUGAUAAGAAAUUGAUUGUAUUAGGGAAUUCUAUACUUACUGAUGUUCAUGACAAUAUUGACAUAACCCCGGCCAGUGGAGAUGAUUUAAUGAAUGGUGCUUUUAUUGGUGUAACCUCUGAUCAGCGCGGGUCUCGCCGUGUUUUCCCCGUCGGGAAGUUAGAGGGGUUGCGAUUUAUGUGCUCAUUUCGGUUUAAGUUAUGGUGGAUGACACAAAGAAUGGGUUCUUCAGGAAAAGAAAUUCCCUUUGAAACUCAGUUUUUAAUUGUGGAAGCACACGAUGGGUCCCAUUUCGAUGAUUCUGAUGAAAAAACGGCAGUUUAUACUGUUUUCUUACCUAUUCUUGAAGGAGCCUUCAGAGCUGUUCUUCAAGGGAACGAAGAUAAUGAGCUGGAGAUCUGUUUGGAAAGUGGAGAUCCUUCCGUUGAAAGAUUUGAAGGGAGCCAUUUGGUGUAUGUAGCUGCUGGAUCAGACCCUUUUGAUGUCAUUACAAAUGCCGUAAAGGCAGUAGAGAGGCACUUGCAGACGUUUUCACACCGUGAGAAGAAGAAGAUGCCGGACAUGCUUAACUGGUUUGGUUGGUGUACGUGGGAUGCCUUCUAUACAGAUGUGACAUCAGAAGGUGUAAAGCAAGGGCUAGAAAGUUUCGAGAAAGGUGGAAUUUCCCCAAAGUUUGUUAUAAUUGACGAUGGAUGGCAAUCCGUUGCGAUGGAUACCACUGGAAUUGCAUGCAUAGCUGAAGACGCAGCCAACUUUGCAAACAGGUUAACAAACAUAAAAGAAAACCAUAAAUUUCAGAAAAAUGGUAAAGAGGGACAGAGAGCAGAGGAUCCAGCUAUGGGACUUUCCCACAUUGUAGCUAACAUUAAAACCAAGCAUGCACUAAAAUACGUUUAUGUCUGGCAUGCGAUUACUGGAUACUGGGGUGGAGUUAGACCUGGUGCCACUGGAAUGGAACACUACGAAUCCAAGAUGACAUACCCAAUUUCAUCCCCCGGAAUUCAGUCCAAUGAACCUUGUGAUGCUUUUAACAGCAUUGCAAAAAAUGGUCUUGGUCUUGUGAAUCCCGAGAAAAUUCUGAACUUCUACAAUGAACUCCAUUCUUAUCUUGCAUCUGCUGGUAUUGAUGGAGUUAAAGUAGAUGUUCAGAAUAUCCUAGAGACACUAGGAGCUGGACAUGGUGGAAGAGUUAAAAUAUCCAGGAGGUACCAUCAGGCACUAGAGGCUUCAAUCUCUAGAAACUUCCGUGACAAUGGUAUCAUAGCUUGUAUGAGUCACAACACUGAUGGUUUGUACAGUGCCAAGAGGACAGCUGUCAUAAGAGCAUCAGAUGAUUUUUGGCCAAGAGAUCCAGCAUCACACACAAUUCACGUUGCAUCUGUUGCCUACAACACAAUUUUUCUUGGAGAAUUUAUGCAGCCAGACUGGGAUAUGUUCCACAGCCUUCAUCCAAUGGCUGAAUACCAUGGAGCAGCUCGUGCAGUUGGAGGAUGCGCAAUUUACGUGAGUGACAAGCCUGGACAACAUGACUUCAAUUUAUUGAAGAAGCUUGUGCUUCCCGACGGGUCCAUACUGAGGGCCAAACUUCCAGGAAGACCUACCAGGGAUUGUUUGUUUUCAGAUCCUGCUAGGGAUGGAAAGAGUAUUUUGAAGAUAUGGAACUUAAAUGAUUUCUCUGGAGUUAUGGGGGCUUUCAACUGUCAGGGAGCAGGGUGGUGCAAUGUUGGCAAAAAGAAUCUCAUGCAUGAAGAACUACCUGGAACUAUCACUGGUGUAAUCAGGGCGAAGGAUGUUGCUUAUCUACCUAAAAUUGCUGAGGAAGGAUGGAAUGGUGAUACUGUCAUGUAUUCUCAUCUAGGUGGAGAAGUAGUUUAUCUUCCAAAGAACGCAUCUUUGCCAAUUACACUAAAAACGCGAGAAUAUGAAGUGUAUACAGUGGUUCCUGUUAAAGAACUGUCUAGCCAGGCUUUGUUUGCUCCAAUUGGACUGAUAGAGAUGUUUAACUCAGGAGGGGCCAUUAAAGAGUUGAAGCAUGAAUCAGAGAGAAGUGGGGUAGUUAAUAUGAAGGUUCGAGGAUGUGGUGUUUUUGGGGCGUACUCAUCGGUCAGACCGAAGAGAAUAACGGUUGAUCUCAAGGAAACUGAAUUUACUCACGAAGAGGUGUCUGGUUUCGUGACACUAACUCUGGGGACUCCAAAAGAAGAAUUAUACCUGUGGAACUUAACCGUAGAACUGUAAAUGGUUCCUAUGGAACUUCUUUAGGUUUGUCAGCACUUGCCGAUCUCGAGGACAAAUCGUUGCAAGUCUUCUUACAUUGAUUUUUCACUAAUAAUACUAAGUGAAUAAAUAAGACCAGCACGCCACAUUUUACCUCAAGUUCACUUCAUUGUCAUAGGUAGGAACUAGGAAUUCCUCCUUUAUAGCAGGUUGGUCUCUUUAUAUAUGCAGGAGAUGUGUUACUGUACUGUAUUAAAACCACCAAUUAUGUAAUCUCGGUAUUUCACCGAGGAAAUGCAAUGUCAGAUUGUAUUUAUCUGAGUUAUUUCCAUCAAGGAAAGAAUAAAUCAGGGCGUGCUUCGAGUAUAA